Molecule: messenger RNA, 4536 nt
Organism: Dinoponera quadriceps
Lineage: Eukaryota; Metazoa; Arthropoda; Insecta; Hymenoptera; Formicidae
Gene: ush
Product: zinc finger protein ush
Exons: 8
Coding region: 464-3439 (991 amino acids)
Biological process (GO): cell differentiation; negative regulation of transcription by RNA polymerase II; positive regulation of transcription by RNA polymerase II
Cellular component (GO): nucleus
Molecular function (GO): RNA polymerase II-specific DNA-binding transcription factor binding
Source: RefSeq, a predicted model, not a curated record
CCGCGGUCGUACGAAUCGGCGCGCGUGAUCGCGUAUCCCGGAAACGCCGACUGCCGGUGUCACAUUUGUCGUUCGUCACCACUGCGCGUUAUCUCUCUCUCUCUCUCUCUCUCUCUCUCAGAAUCCUUUACGAAGCCGUUAACUAUUCGCCGCGUCGGCAGUGUUUAUUUGUCUUUCUCUCUCUUUCUCAAUAUUCGUGUCCUCGUUGUCCCGUCCCGUGUUCGUCCGUUCGUCCGCAGCGUUUUUUCGUCGUCCCACAUCGUCGUUGCUUCCCGUUGCCUCUUGUCACCGUCUCCUCCCUCCCCGCCCCUUCCCCCUCUCUUGUCCUCAUCGCGCUUUCGCACGUGUGCUGUGUCGAUUGUUGACCGUCCACUCGUGACCGCCAUCGCGAGAUCACUACCACGCUGCUCCACGCUGCAACGCAAUGUCUACGCUGAGCGGGUGAUGGCAGAACGCAGAGAGGAUGUCGCGCCGCAAGCAGAGCAACCCCAAGCCGCUGAAACGGGAGGAUGAGGAGUGGAGUGACUCGGAGAAGACUCCGUCGGUGAGCAGCGGCGUGGAUGGCGGCGGAUCAGCGGUGUCAAGUCCCGUUGCACCGGUGGUCGAAGAAGACUCCAGCUUACCUCCCCCGCCGAGACUCAAUCCUGUUUCGUCCUCGGCCAAUUCCGCCAACGAGGACCUUAGAUCACGUCUUAGUGUACUCCCCGAAGACGCUAGGAAACGCCUCGCCAACCUCACAGAUGACCUAGAGGUCGCCAGGAGCAUAAGAGGCCAUGCACCGUCCAGGAGCGUACGCACGCGAGAAUCGAGUCCCAAGGACAUCGAGGAGGAUCAUGUGGUGGUCAAGGAGGAGGAGUGUCAACCGAGGUCGUCCUCCUCGUCGUCUUCCACCAGAAAACGAGACGCUGUCUCUCGCAGGGACUCGGAGGACUCCGCGAGACGGUCCGAUGAGUCAGCCACCGAAGCCAAGAGAAUGAAGCCCGAAGACGAGGCAGCACCAAGACUGAGACUCAAUGCUAGUCUGGCGACGGAUCCCGCCUUGAGACCCGCCGCCGUCGCCGCUCUUACCGUGAAGCCCGAGAACACCUCGCCGCCGAACCCGACCCCGCCGUUGCCAGCUGGCCUCCAAAAUGCGAUCGCGUCCGGUCGUCUGUUUGUCCUGCCGACCGACGGCAAAGAGACGAUUACGGUGGAGCCUGCGAGGCCGACCGCGCUGGUUUGUCCGCCCUGCGGAAUACGCUUCAGUUCGGCCAGCACCUUGGAAGCACAUCGCACUUAUUAUUGCGCCCACCGGCCACGUUUGGAGGAGGAUACGACGAACGAUGAGGACGACGACAAGUCCGGCAAGUACGAGGUGCGGAAGGCGUACGCGUGUCCUCACUGUUCGUACAGUGCGGAUAAGAAAGUGUCGUUGAACCGUCACAUGCGGAUGCACGCGGCAUCGCCGGCGCCGCCGACGAUACCGGCGGCGACUCCGACCCCGGCCAGCAACCCCGCCGCCGGCCAAACCACCGCAUCCAACGGUUCUCUCAACGAGGAGGCUGAGAGAUAUUGCAGGAACUGCGACAUCAGAUUCAGCUCCUUGAAGACGUACAGGGCACACAAAACGCACUACUGCAGUACCAGGCACGUGGUGAAGGACACGGCACCAACGCCGUCGACGCCGCAGUCGUCGGUCAAAACAUCUCCGCCGACGAGUUCGAGUCCCGGUGACUCACCACCACCGCAACCUUGCCUGGCACUGCCUACCAACCCUCCCAUCGUCUUGCCAUACACGGUGUUCCGCGGGGCGAGCGUUCUCGCCGCGCCGGCUCUUCCGCUUCCCGAUACAGUGUACUACCUUCUGCCGGACGGUUCGUACCAGUAUCUCAGCAUUUCUAAACGCUUUCGACAAUUCUACGUGUUUGAGAGAAGUCCGCAAUCUUACAAGAAUUUUACAGCCAACAAAUGUGAUAGCGAGGUUUACCUCAGACAUGGUUCUCGAGAUUUGUGGAUUUUGUUGAGAUUAGGAUUUAGAAAGAUGUUAUCCCAACGAUCUCCGGGAGGUCAGGACGUGUUAAGUGAUCCCCGACGCGACAUCACGUCUGCAGGUACGCUUCAACCGGUAACGAGGGGUCUUCCUCCCGUGACGCAGAACGCGUCAAUGGAGCCGCCAGCUGUCUUGAAGGCGGCGAACAAGCCCUCGACACCGGCGUCGGUGGUUAUGGCGUCCACGUCGCCAUCUGCCUCGGCACCCCUCGAUCUCAGCGUGCGUAGAUCACCGGGCCACCAGGACGAAAAAGAGAACAGGAUGUCACCGGCGCCAUCGUCGCUGCCUCCGCCUCCGGGCAGCCCCAGGUCCAGAAGCAGCGGUAGCCCCAGAACGAGUUCCAUCGGGCCAACACAGACGGCUGCCGUCGCGCCAUCCCCGGCCACCGAAAUUCCCCUGAGAUUAAACGACCUGCCACCGCCCCCUGUUCCGGGAGUGUUGGUGAAGCAGGGUGUGUCCAGGUGCAAGGAAUGCAACAUCGUGUUCUGCCGGCACGAGAAUUUCGUCGCUCACAAAAAGCACUACUGCCAAGCGAGGGAGACCACGGUGAGCAACAGCCCGCCGCCUCCCGGCACACCCUCUCCGCCACUGGUCCAGCUGAUCUGCGCCGCGUGCGGCAUCAAGUUCGCCUCUAUGGACAACUUGGUCGCCCAUCAGGCGUUCUACUGCCCCAAGAGGCCCGAGUCCCAAGAGCAUCACGCGCGUUGUUCCAAAUGCAAGGCGAUAAUAGAGCCCGGAAGUAGUCACACGUGUGCCAGCGGUGCAACCGGUGGCUGGCGAUGUCCAGUCUGCGGCGCCGUCAGUCCGACAGCUGGAGCCGCUCAGCGCCACAUGGACGCUCAUCAGGGCAUCAAGGCCUUCCGAUGCACGAUCUGUCGUUAUAAGGGUAACACCUUACGCGGCAUGAGGACUCACAUUAGAAUGCAUUUUGCGAAGCGCGGCACUGACCUACAGGAGGAGAAUUACAUAACAUGCGUGUUGGACGAUGAAGCGACGUUACCAACGCCGGAGCCGGCAGCCGCCACGACGCCGGAGGAGAUUCCCGCGGAGGUGCAGGUGAACGGCAAGACCACGGACAUCAGGAAGAGCCCGCAGCCGCCGCCAUCGUUGCCGCCACCCGCCGCGGUCACCAGUAAGGUGAAGCAGGAGCGCGAGGACACGCCACCGCCGCCGCCGCCUCCUCCACCCCCCGAGGAGAGCCUGGACCCCAGCAAAAGCGGGCCCCGAUACUGUCGAUCCUGCGACAUCAGCUUCAACUAUCUGAGCACGUUCAUCGCCCACAAGAAGUUCUACUGUUCGAGUCACGCCGGCGAGGCCAGCAACAAUAACAACAACAACAAUAACAACAACAACGCCAGCGGACACGCGACAUCGCCGCCGACCGGUAGGACCGAGGCGUCGGUGCUCUAAGGACGAAGCUAGCCGCCAAUCACGAGGCACGGGACGGCUCCACCGCCGUUUCUCUUCCUCUUCUUGGAGGCGUUCGGCGAGUGUACGUGAAAAUUCGCGGUCGAAUGCAGGGAUGAAGGUAACUCGACCGCUCGAAACUGUCGGAAAUUGUCCGUCUGGGAAGCCUAUCAAGCUCGUCGAAGAUUGUCGGUCCACGACGUCAAGUGAGAAUAGUUUAGAGAUAGAGAGAGAGAGGGUGUUCUUUCAAGAACGACGCUCUUGGGAUGAUGUUACCGGAAUGUGAGAGUUAUUCCUCGAAGAUAGCGGCAUUUUACGAAUUCAAGCUGAAAAGGAGAAGACACACUCAACGGGAAAGAAGGAAGUUUCUAAAAACACGACGAGAAUAUUCCCUGCGAGAUUUCGGAAGGUAGACUCCGGGAAGAGGAAGGAAACGCGGUGAGCGCGCAACGACGACGCACUGAAAACAGGACUGUUAAUUGUUGCCAGUUUAUACAUAAUAUAAUGAACGACUAUCGGACUUCUCAGUUGACUCUAUUACGUUGUGUGAUUUUUGUUGAUCCAGGGAAUCGUUCGUACUUAUAAGCCGAAGGUAUCUACGUGUACAUAUAUAUAUGCGCGCGCGCGUGUGUCUGUGUGUAUGUGAGGGAGAGAACUCGCAGCAAGCAAGAGCGCAAACGAAGUCGUAACCAGAGCCUGGUUUGUGUCACACUUCGCACGGCAUUGAAAUUAAUGAGUACGUAUUACGCGAUGAUAUAUAAACAUUCUUUUGAAGGAAGAUGCCUCACUUUGUUCUCGUAAUGAUUAAAGUAACCUUUUUUUGCAUGUAUGUGCAUUUUUUAAGCACUUAUUAAUAUUAAAAAUUAACUUUACAAUUUAAAAUACAAUUUUACAAUAUGAAAUACGGUAAUCAGUAUCAGUUAUUCUGUUUCUAAACGUUGAAUUGGCCAUAGUUGUGCAAGAAAGAUCCAACCUACAAAAUUAUGAUUUUUAAGAUUUUUUUACCAGCUUUGAGUAGCUUUCUGCAUAAAAUAAAAAGAUUCAAGUCUUAUGGGCGCUUAAAAUUAUUUAUGAGUAGCUUUCUGCAUAAAAUAAAAAGA